Messenger RNA from Caenorhabditis remanei, 306 nucleotides. RefSeq lists its product as uncharacterized. Lineage: Eukaryota; Metazoa; Nematoda; Chromadorea; Rhabditida; Rhabditidae. The record is from RefSeq and is a predicted model, not a curated record. The coding region runs from base 1 to 306 and encodes 101 amino acids. The transcript has a single exon.
AUGGAAUUGAAAAAAGUCCAUGUCUCUGAGCAAAUACCUCAACUGGAUCAUGCCAAACUUGAAGAGUGGAUGAACGAUGAUGAUGCUAUUGAGAAGGGUUUCACUGAUCUGGAGAAGGAACGGAUGCAUGCCAAUGUCGAAUUCGAGUGGGGAUUGGACUCAAUACUCCAUUGGUUCAAACCCAGCGUGGCUGAAUUCAUCUCGGCACUCAAAAUUUGUGCUGCCGGUGUAAUUGUAAUAGGCAUUAUUUAUUGUCUCUGCUGCUGCUACAGAUGCAGCAAAAAGGCAACUGUUUUACCUAAUUGA